GUUAUCCAUGGCCGCCGCUGCUUCCUCCGCUGUACUCCUCCUCCCAAACUCGCGAGCUCCCGCCGCGCUGUCGCGGAGGAGGGCUCCGGUUCCGAGGAGGGGCUUCGUUGUUGGGUUCGAGGGGCGGAGUAGGAGGGGAGCCGCGGGGACCGUGCGAGCUUGCUUCAAUCCUCCCGGGGACGAACGCAUCCUCCGGGAGGCCUUGAAGGGGCUAAGCAGGUUGUUGGGAGGUGCUUUCCAACUAUCUUAAUCAGUAAUGAUGGAUAGCAAGACUGGUCUGCAGAAUAUCCUUUGCCUGUAACAUGGUUUGGCUUUCUUGCCUUCCUGAUGAAGCUUGCUUCUGGAAUCCGGACAUGCUGAUUAAAUGCAUACCUUUUCUUAUAUACAUUUAUGUAUGAAUAUGACUGAAAGCUAUCCUAGUCCUACAAUCCUAUGCAUGAGUGUGGUUGAAUGAUCUCGGUAGCAGGGUUUACCUUACCGCGCGGUUACCGGGCUUACCACGGUAACCUCCUUAAAUUCAAAUAAAUUUUAAAAAUAAUUUGAAUUUUUGAUAAAUUUUGCACGGUUUUUCACGGUUACCGCGGUUAUCGUGCUUACCGCCGGGGCGCGGUAACCCCGGCCCCGGCGGUUUAGGAAACCCUGCUCGGUAGUUGUAGAAUUAGAACGAACUCAAUGAAUAUAUUACCUAUUUGCAUUUUGCUUGCUCUAAAGAACCACACUAUAAUAUAAAACCCACACUCUUCAGGAUAGAUGAAAUAAGUUGUCCUAGUUAAAACUGUGUAUAUAAUGAACCAGGUGUCUUGACAUGCCUCUUUCUGUACACCUGUCUUUUACUGGCGUAUGAAAAGAAAAUUGUACUACAAUCAAGCAAACAACUUGACCAGGCGGCGAUGCACCCUUCUCUAGCCGACGUUCACAUCAGCAAGCAUGCCGGAACUAUUACAAGGAAAGGCAGGCCGAUUAAUUGCUAAGCUGUUCCGUCCAUGGUUCACACUUCACACCUGGGCUGCCUGUUCAUCAUCACGCGUUUGAUGUUCACUGCAAAUUAGGUAGUUCAUGCAAAUGCUUCCAUGCCUUCGUUUGAUCGCUGCAAUGACCCUCCUAUAUAAGAGGGUAACAGUAUUCACAUGAGAACUCAUGUGUACCGCUGUAACAUCACGAGGUGUGACAGCCAUGACGAGAUCAUGCUUCCUGAUAGUGCUCCUGCUCGCCGUUGCCAUGGGUGGUAGCAAGCUCUCGCUCGCCGCCGGCGAGAGCGGCGGUGGCGGCAUCCCGACCACCCUCGGCCGCGAGCUCAGGGAGCUCAUCUCCAAGGCCAGCGACUUCCUCGGCGCGGCGCCGCGCCGGGCCGGAGCGGACGGGUGGCACGCCGCCGCGGCCACCGGCGACGGCGCCGACGCGAUCAGGGCGUCCCUGAGGAGCACGGCGAGGGGGAGGCCGGCGAGGAAGUCCGCCGCGAACUGCAUCCCCGCCGACAUGUGCCGGAAGAAGAAGGUGCUGUGCGGCAAGAGGUGCUACAGGUCGAGCUCCAGUAGCAGCCUCAGCCACAUCCCGUCCACCAAGUGCGUUGUCAAGUGCAAGAAAUGCGUGCCCACCUGCUAGAUUUUCCUCCCUUGUACCGAGAUUCCAUUCCGCGGGUUGCCCCGGGGCCUCACCUCACGAUCGAUACCCAUUCCUGUUCCUCGUCGUGAUGUUAACUCUCCACAAUUUACUUUCCUAUAUAUAUAGAUUCAGUUGAAUAAGCAGGCAAGUCUCAUGCACGAGGUAGAUAGGCAGGAGUUAUAGAAUUUGCUAAGUCGGAUAUAAUUUUUCGCCCUCGUACUA
Oryza sativa Japonica Group (Japanese rice) is the source of this 1824-nucleotide messenger RNA. The record is from RefSeq and is a predicted model, not a curated record. NCBI's taxonomy places the organism in Eukaryota, Viridiplantae, Streptophyta, Magnoliopsida, Poales, Poaceae.